UAAGCGUCCACAUCAAGAUAAAUCUAGCCUCUCAGUUCCUAACUAGUACUCAAGCUAGACCAGUAAUUAACAACCAAGUUUUAUUUAGAGUAGGGAUUGGAAUUAAUUCUAAUGCUAUUGCUAUCAGUCAUCUAAACCGACAUAUUAAAUAUCAUUAUCAUUUGAUUCAGGAACCAAUAACGGAGUUUAGUACUAACUUCAGCAAGUCGCCCAACAAUUUUUCAUAUUCAAACCUCCCAUCUAAUAACCGAACAUAUUCGGUUAAAUCUUUUGUGAGAGUUUAUCAGCUAAAUUCUAAUGAGAAUCAAGUCUAUCCCAUCAAGAGAAUUGUCGGUGGAAAGAGAUCAUGGAGCAUGAACAUACUCCGACAGAAUCAGGAUCUUCAGUUACUUACUCUUUCACGUGAACUCUAAUUCAGCUAAAUUCAUCGAAUCGCUGUGAUGCAUGAUUCGUCAUCACUUUUCAGCUUUGUUAUCGGUAAUCAGUUCAGACCUAGGUACGUUUGAAUUCCUUCAAGCAACUUAAGUUUUUGAAACUUUUAGCUCAUUACCAAACCUGGUCGGAGGAAUUUUUCUGCAGUGAUUUUUGAAUUCCAUAUGUUUUGUUAUUUUGGUUUUGCCUCUUUUGUUUCUCUGCAACAUGUUAGAUAGAUGUGUGGAACUAGAAACAAUGACAUUCAAUGAGUGAAUUAAACACAUCUUUUGUUUUAGAAUUUUUUUGAUAAUCGAACAAAUUGCUUAGUUUAGAUGCUCAUAUAUAUUUUGAAUUUCAAUUUAGAUCUUAUAAUAAAUAUAAAUAUGUAUUGGUGUCAAUAUCCUAUUUUUUUACAUUAGCAUUGUCAAUGAGUCUAUGUCGUAUCAAAUGCUCAUAUAAGUUUAUCAAUGUGUCUAUUUCAUUUUAUGUGUGGAAGAAUUGUGCUUAUUGAUUGGUGCUUUUUGUUCAUGUACUGAAAGCUUGAAAACUACUUUUGGCUGAUCUUAUUGAUGAUUUUGUUGAAUAGUUGAACCUAGACCUGGCGUUGAUUCUGAAGGAAUUGAGGUUGUUAGGGAUUAUUUUAGAUAACAAUAGCGUUCUUAAAACUAUACCACUUAAAUAUAGAUAUAUAGAUAGAGCAAAAGCCUGCAAGUGCAGAGAUCGACGAUGAUGCUGUUAGCCUAUCAUGUAAGCUAAUUAAUUUUCUUCUACCUUGUUUACAUUUCUUUUUGAAUACUUGCCUUAUUCCUUGUUUCUUUGCACUUGUAUUUGUCCAACUCCGCAUAUCAAGAACUCUUAGAAAGUGCAAAGUUUAAUUUCAAGUAUUGACUUAUCUAAUGUCUCCAAGCCAUGUUCGUAGCAUCACACAAGUGAGCUUGUAAACCAUUGAAUAUUCAAACUGUGACCUAAAGUAGAACUGGCACCCUCUGGCUGGAGUAGUAGAAUAUCAAAUUAGUGUUUGUAGUAUCGCACAGCUGUUUAUGGCAUCAAUCAUGUUUGUAGUGAGUGGAACUGUGUAUGGAGGAUUGGAGAAUCUAUUUAGUUAUAGUAUGAAGCCAAGAGCUGGCAAUGACAAGAUUCCUCCGGUCUCUCGCCAUUAUUGUGUGCCUCUACAAUGCUAUCAUCUUGAUCUCAUUAAUUUCACCGAGUUUCAAUUUCCUGGCAGCUGAGGCUCAUAGCAAAUUAAAGAAUGGGAUUUGAAGUUGUAGUUAAUGGCGGACCUGCAGUUUGUAUAUCACCUAUUGGUCCUAAGCAUUUCAUUGUUCAGAUCACAAUCUAGUUGUGUCACUACUCCUAGGUCGAUCUUAACUUCUAGGACAUAAUCAGUAACUAUGGAUGCUAUAAAAAGAUGAGCUGCUAAGAUGGAACAAAAUCAUCAAGUGUAUAUUUGCACAUUUUUCACUUUUGGACACAUAACAUCACAAUAUAUGUGUCAAAAGGUAAUCAAUCAACCCUCUUUUUUUAACUCUGUGAUUUCCAUUGUUUGAUAAAAACAGAGAUUUUUAACCACCAUGGAAAUGAAAUGGGUUAUUUGUUUGGAUUGAUAAUGGGUUCUCUGUUGGUGAUUGUGACAGCAUGAAAGAUCAACUAAAGAAGUACUUUUAGAUUCUGUGUUUGAUAAAUAUGGCUAAUAUCACUGCAGUUAAGACCCUAUUAUUGACAAAUUCAGCAUCAAAGUCUUAGGUUUACUCAAAUACUUUCUAGUUUUUGAAGUAGCUAGAUCAAGAGAUGGUAUAGCUCUAUGCCAGAGAAAGUACACCUUAGACGUACUAGAAGAUGCAGGUUUACUUGGAGCAAAAUCUUUUGCUACACCUAUGCAGCCACACUUACAACUUCAUAAGACAUAUGGAACACAUUUAUCGAACCCUACAGCUUACAGAAGACUUAUUAGAAGGCUACUAUACUUAAAAUAUUGACAAAAACAGGAAUAAAGUUAGAUGAACAUAUAUAUAGAAGUGUUAAAUAUAGAGCUACAGCAGUUGAAAAAUACUAUUAUAAAAUCAGUGCUAAAGCAACUAAAGAUUCAUUUCACUGCUCAAAAUAAAAAACUGGCUCUAGAGUUUCUGAGGCAAAGCAUUUUCUAACAACAUAAAGAUAAUCAAAUGACAUAUUAUGAAAGCAAACUAAAUCACUUAUAAUCUGAUGCAUCAUGCAUGUUUCCCACAUCUUCCACUGCCAUAUGCUGUUGCAGAAGCAAAUCUAGUUCCUUAUUUUGUUCCUCCAAAAUCUCACCAUUUCUCUUUAACAUCCUAUACACUUCCAUCUUUUUGUCGCCAACACAGGUAAGGCCAUUUUCAAGGGCACUCUCAAGGUCCAUAAGCUCUUUGAACUUCAAUGAGAGAACUUUAACUCUUGUUCAAAUUAAUUUCAUCUUCAAGGAGUGAAAGUGAAAAUGUACAAGACUCAGCUGCAGCAGCUAUGUCAACGGCAAAGAUGGAGUUUGCCUGAGUACAGUCACAUGAAUGAAGGUCUACAACAUAAGCCAAGCUAUAAGGCAUCUGUUGUUGUCAAUGGAGUUACCUUUACUUCUUCUGAUACCUUCAAUUCCUCCAAAGAAGCUCAGAACCAAGCUGCUAUGAAAGCUUUCUACAACUUUUCUUCUCCCCCUCCAUCAGAUACAGAUCGUUUGAGCAAAAACCAUCUGAACAACUAUGCUCGAAAGAACAAUCUUGAUCCACCUGUUUAUAAAACUAUAGCUGAGGGGCUACCUCAUGACAUUCACUAUAAGGCUACUGUUUUUAUUGAUGGAAAGUCAUUUGAAAGCCCAACAUUUUUCAACACGAUAAGAGACGCAGAGCAGGCUGCUGCAAAAAUUGCUUUGAAGGAAUUGCCAAUUUCAGUUGACGUGUUUCAGAAGGAUGAAUCUUGUCCAUCAAAGAGUUUACUACUAGAAUUGACACAGAGAGAAGGUUUUUGCAAACCAACAUAUAAAACUACAGAGUCUGGUUCUUCUCAUUUGUUUUUCUCAACUGUGGAAGUAGAGGGCUUGGAAUUUCAUGGAAAGGCAUCCAGAUCCAAAAAACUGGCAGAGAAUGAUGCUGCAAAGAUUUCUUACAUCGCCUUAAAAGAGUGUGGACUUGAUAUGUAUGCUUCUUUUUGUUCCUCUUUCGAAGAAAAUCAAGAGCUACAAUCAACCGAUAAAUCAGACAUUGUUAAACCCAAGCAGAACCUCAGCUUUGAAGAUGAACUUUUGGAUAAGGAGAUAUUACCUACUGAUGUCAAAAUUAACAAUGGCAUACACAAUGAAUCUUUUCCACUUCGUCCUAAGAAAAAAUUUAAGCCGAGAAACAUGAGCUCUUCAUCUUCAUCUACUGACCUUCCUUCUGUAUCGGUUUCUGAGUUGAACAAGGCAACAAGUAGUUACCUGAUUUUUAACAGGUUGAAAAUAACGGUUCUGCCAGAUACUGUAUUCCCAGAUGGGAAUAACGGUUCUGCCAAUUGGUGACUAUAAAUGGGUUGCAGCGAGUCUGGAAUUUCCAAAUGACGAUAAAGACUUUUGAUUCUUAUGAAAGUUUCAUUUCAUAUAUGACUUUUGUUUUCAGGUAUUAGAAACAAUGUUAAAUAUAAGAUGCUAACUUGACUUCAAUGUAAGACUUUUGAUGGCUUAUUUAGAUGUUGUGCAUGUUUGAAUUCAAUUUCGGGAGGGACAAAAACGGUUGCCAAUGUGUUACCAUUGUUGCUAGCAAGAAUAAUAGCCAGUGUGAAUUGUGAAA
Molecule: messenger RNA, 4187 nt
Organism: Trifolium pratense (red clover)
Lineage: Eukaryota; Viridiplantae; Streptophyta; Magnoliopsida; Fabales; Fabaceae
Product: double-stranded RNA-binding protein 1-like
Exons: 9
Coding region: 2867-3919 (350 amino acids)
Source: RefSeq, a predicted model, not a curated record